This is a messenger RNA of Girardinichthys multiradiatus, 2920 nucleotides long. RefSeq names its product RAB12, member RAS oncogene family (gene rab12). Gene Ontology annotation, molecular function: GTPase activity; GTP binding. The transcript is spliced from 6 exons. Bases 177 to 920 code for a protein of 247 amino acids. Gene Ontology annotation, biological process: protein secretion; regulation of exocytosis; Golgi vesicle fusion to target membrane. Gene Ontology annotation, cellular component: trans-Golgi network transport vesicle; endosome; synaptic vesicle. The record is from RefSeq and is a predicted model, not a curated record. NCBI's taxonomy places the organism in Eukaryota, Metazoa, Chordata, Actinopteri, Cyprinodontiformes, Goodeidae.
CGCAAUGACAUCCACGGUGUCUAAUGGCUGAACAACAACAACUAUCAGCGGGCAACAAACUUUCCCUAAACUUCCCCGGACUAAAAAGAAAGUUGGAAUUAGCAAAAUACCGCCGUAGUAUUUCAGCUUAGGUUUGUUCAUAUGUUAUUUUUGUUGUCAUAAAUGUGGAAUUACUGAUGGAUCCAAGAUAUGACAUCCCGCGGAGGGCCGCCGCCGGUGGUGUUAGUGGUGGCAGCGGAGGCUCCACGAAUUCGUCCCCCGCUCUGGGGGCUCAGUCCCGCCGCAGGAAGAUGCCUCCCCGACCCGCUGACUUCAAGCUCCAGAUUAUAAUUAUUGGCUCCCGUGGAGUUGGUAAAACCAGCCUCAUGGAGAGGUUUACUGACGAUACUUUCUGCGAGUCAUGCAAGUCGACCGUAGGUGUUGACUUCAAAAUCAAGACAGUUGAGUUACGAGGGAAGAAGAUCAGACUCCAGAUAUGGGACACUGCAGGCCAGGAGAGGUUUAACAGCAUCACGUCAGCCUACUACAGAGGAGCCAAGGGAAUCGUGCUGGUUUAUGAUAUUACCAAACAGGAGACUUUUGAAGACCUUCCUAAAUGGAUGAAGAUGAUAGACAAGUACGCCUCAGAGGAAGCAGAGCUUCUGCUAGUUGGGAACAAGCUGGACUGUGAGACUGAUCGGAUCAUCUCAAGACAACAAGGAGAGAGGUUUGCCUCUCGAAUAAGUGGAAUGCGCUACUGCGAAGCCAGUGCCAAGGAUAAUUUUAAUGUGGACGAGAUUUUCCUCAAGCUUGUUGAUGACAUCCUCAGCAAGAUGCCUCUUGAAGUUCCCAACAAGGAGCUCUCCAACAGCAUCCUGUCUCUGCAGCCUGAACCUGAAGUGCCACCGGAGUUGCCCCCUCCUCGCAUGCGCUGUUGCUGAGACUCAGUGUGUGGAAGCAACCCCCACCCCCCAUCACCUUUCUUACACAAGCAGACACUCUCUGAAACAUGCAGCGCACCAAUGUGGCCACAUGGGGGCAGCACACAGCAGCACUUCAGAAUGGUUGACUGCUGCUGUAAUGAUGCAUGAAACAAGCAGUAUUAUCAUUUCUCUGUUGCUUCCUCUCCUGCGUUGCUGAACACAAUGACCUGCAGCACACUAACACUUAGGCCUGGAGGAUCUUCCUCUUCCUACCACCUUUCUGUCUACACGUGACCCAGACUACCUCAUUGUUUGGAUGGUUAAACUAGGUAUGUCUUCCAGGUAGAGAACCUUCUGGACACCUUCCUCAGAGAAGUAAUCACUGGAGGCCUCACAGCUUUUCUCCUGUUUUUCUUUUGACGUCUCUCCCUAAGUUUAAGAUCGUCCGAGUCGCUCCGAGGCUGUCUUUGCAUUUUCAGACUUGCAGACAAAGGGACUACUUCCCACAUCUCUCUAGCUCAGUUCAAACUCUGUGUCUCCAGGUACAGUAGUCUCUUUUUUAACUUAUUAUGUAUUUUUACUAAGUGACAGAUUGACUUAAAGUGAAUUAAAACACCUGGGGUUUAAAUAUAGUAUGUUGCUGUAAUGACUGGACAAGGUGCAGAUAUUUUUGGCAAGCAGUAGGUUGUUAGUCCUCAAUUUAUGUUACUUUAACUUGGAAGUAUUAAAGUGGCUGGAAGAUGGCAAUUAAAUUUCUAUAAAUUGUAAAGUUUUGCACUACUACCAGAUUCCCUUUGUAAACUGACAUGCAGAAAAACAAUGGACAGAAGUUGUAGUUUAGGUCUAAUAAAAAUCAAGCUGCCUCAGCAGUGGCUACUCUCUGAAUGUGGGAUGUAGUUGCAAGGGCAUUUGGGUAAUGUAGUCUUGGAUCUAUUUGUGUUGAGCAGGGUAAUUCUCUGUGUGUGACGUCGGCUAAUCCGACGGUAAUAAAGACAGUAAUACCGCCAGCACGCAAACAUGGUUUCUUUCAUCCUUUCUUGUUACUAAUACGUCUUCAUUGUUUGUUUGUUGUUGUUUUUUCCUUCUGAAUUCAUAGACAGCAGAGAGAAGAAAAAAGUUGGAACUGUUGAAGGUGACUUGCUUAGUGUUUGUAUGACUCAGGAAACUUUGAUUGGCUCAGAGCUGCACAGUAUGGAUUUGCUUUUGAAUUGUAAUGAGUUAAAGUCCCAUUACGUUAGAUGUUGUGGCAUCUAAUGGUGAAGUUGGAAACUGCAUCUAGGUAAAAUUUCUAUUACCACAUGUAGACCACUAAUUAUCUUGCAUUUCUUCCACUUUUUUGGAUUAGGAGCUUGUUGGAAUUCAGACUUUGGGUGUUCACUUUUUUUUUAAAUAGAAAUGUAAGCUUUAUUUUGAAAUGAUUGCAGAAAUAGUAGUGGAGCGCUGUAAUUGUGCACAAAUAACGGUUUUUUUUUUUCUUUAGUUUUCAUAAAAAAGAAGCCCAUUAAAAAGAACCUGAUUUAACAUUAUUGAACAUUUUAACUGAAGGUGCUUUUUGCUUUUGUAGAAAAAAAAACAUAUUUUAUUAGGUUAUCAGACAAACACAAGAUUCACAAGCGUAUUGGUGGGAUCACCCAAGCACAUUUUAGCAAUAGGACUGUCCAUCAGAAGACCCUUUGUGCAGAAAUUAUCUGGAAAAUUGGGAUUUUUUUAUCACGUGUUCGGAAGUGUGAGCAUUUUUUCAAAUAGUGGUGUUUGUUUGGGAAUGAAACCUUUUUCCCCUUGACAUUUUGGCACUAACCCUGUUGACUUUCUUCUAAUAACCAAGCCUUUUACUAUUCUGUGGUUUUUAACUAUACAUUUAAAGAAUUGCAUUUUAUUUGCAAUGUGUAUUCUUUAUGAUGAAUGUCUGUUAUUAUGUGUUAAACCAGUCUCCAAGAGGUUUAAAGCAGUAUGCUGUAUUUAUAACUUGUGGCAUUCUUGAACUAAUGAAAUGCAAUUAAAGAUGUCUAUAUUUAUUA